GACCGAGGUUUCUAAUGACGUCAGCUCCGGACCUGUUCGGCUCCAUCCUCCCCUUCUCCGGAAACCUACAACUCACGGCACCCGGCCUCCAGCUUUCGGUUAUUUUUUUUUUUUCUUUCUUUCCGUAGCUCGAAUUCUUUCCCUCCCAUUCUUCCACCUAAAACUUUAGUCUCUUCCCGCCUUCCCUCAAGCUGGUAAUUUUCGGUUCUUGCCGCUUGCGCUCGGGUGCAUUUCCCAGCCUUUUGCUCUGUUAAUCGCCUCCCGAGCCCCGCCCUUCAGCCUUUCCCGUCUAAAUUCCUCUUUCGGCUAGUUCCGCCUCCUGCCACCCGCCUCCGACACCGCCUUCGGCUCCUUCCGGAUCAUCGCAGUUCCUUGCCUUCCCCCCCCCCCCCCCCUCCCCCCCGUCCUGGUCCCGCUUCGGCUAUCUCCGGCUCCCGCGACUUUCCAUCCAUUCUCUAGCCACACCCCCAUCACCAACCUCGGCUUUUUCCGUCUCUCGCUCCUCUGCCUUCGGCUUUUUCCGCCUUGCCUCGACCUCACUCCCUCCCUUCGGCUCUUUCCGCCGGCCUUCGGGAGAAGGCCUGUGCCCCUCUCCUCCACGUGACGCGGCCUCCGCCUCCGCCUCCCAGUUCCCCCUCCCACCUCGCCCUUCCUCCCGCCUCAGCCUCUCGGCUCCUCCAGGCCGGGCCGCCAUUUUGUGUGAAUUUCUGACUGCGGCGGGGGCCGAGCAGCCGGGGCACCUAGGGCGGGCAGACAGACAAGACAGUCGGCCCGUCUCCGCGGCCCGUUUCCUCCCUCCCUAAAAUCCUUUUUUUUAACCCCCCUCGCUCGCUCUCCUCUUCUCCCCUCCCCCCUCGCUUGCUCCAUCGCGCGCGGCCCGCGCUAAUUACACCCAACCACCCACCAGUGUCCGUGUCUCCCGGGUCCCCCACCUCCGGGCCCGCGGGGGAGGUGUGUGUGGGGGCUCUCGCCCCGAUGAGGGCCCCGUGCCCGUGAGCGAGUGACCCCAGGGGCGGGCUGCGGAGAAAGGCGGCGAGCGGCCCGCCGAGGCCUAGGCCGCGCGGCCUACGCGGAGGUCGGCGCAGAGGUGAUUCCGAAACCGAAAAACUAUAUACCCAUUCCUAUCAGGAGCCCUCAGAGCUGAAGUGUGCCCCUCCCGCCACGCCCAAGCAGUCCUUUUUCGUGCAUUAACAUCCCCUCCCCCCCCAAAGGAACUAUGGAGGCCGCGCCCGGGACCCCCCCGCCGCCACCAUCAGAGUCGCCGCAGCCGCCAUCGCCGCCGCCGCCAUCAACGCCUUCGCCUCCUCCGUGUUCCCCCGACGCCUGCCCGGCCACCCCGCACCUCCUCCACCACCGCCUCCCGCUCCCUGACGACAGGGAAGAUGGUGAGUUGGAAGAAGGUGAACUGGAGGAUGAUGGGGCCGAGGAGACCCAGGACACCUCCGGAGGGCCCGAGAGGAGCCGGAAGGAAAAGGGGGAGAAGCACCAUAGCGAUUCGGACGAGGAGAAGUCUCACCGGAGACUGAAGCGGAAGCGGAAGAAAGAGAGGGAGAAGGAGAAGAGGAGGUCGAAGAAGAGGAGGAAAUCCAAGCACAAACGCCACGCUUCUUCCAGUGAUGACUUCUCGGACUUUUCAGAUGACUCGGAUUUCAGCCCCAGCGAGAAGGGGCACCGCAAGUACAGAGAGUACAGCCCCCCGUAUGCACCGUCCCACCAGCAGUACCCCCCGUCGCACACCACGUCCCUGCCCAAGAAGGCCUACUCCAAGAUGGACAGCAAAGGCUACGGCAUGUACGAAGACUACGAGAACGAGCAGUACGGGGAGUACGAGGGCGACGAGGAGGAGGAUAUGGGCAAGGAGGACUAUGACGACUUCACCAAAGAGCUGAACCAGUACCGGCGCGCGAAGGAGGGCAGCGGCCGGGGCCGAGGCAGCCGAGGCCGUGGCAGGGGCUACCGGGGCCGAGGCAGCCGCGGAGGAUCUCGAGGCCGAGGCAUGGGCAGGGGCAGCCGUGGAAGGGGCAGGGGCUCCGUGGGAGACCACCCGGAGGACGAAGAAGACUUCUACGAGGAAGAGAUGGAAUAUGGAGAAAGUGAGGAGCCGAUGGGAGAUGAGGACUAUGACGAGUACUCCAAGGAACUGAGCCAGUACCGCCGGUCCAAAGAUGGCCGAGGACGAGGGUUAAAUCGAGGCCGUGGCCGGGGUUCCCGAGGUCGAGGGAAAGGGAUGGGCCGGGGUCGCGGCCGAGGUGGCAGCCGAGGAGGGAUGAACAAGGGCGGAAUGAAUGACGACGAAGACUUCUAUGACGAGGACAUGGGCGACGGUGGCGGGAGCUACCGGAGGAGCGACCACGACAAGCCCCACCAGCAGUCCGACAAGAAGGGCAAAGUCAUCUGCAAAUACUUCGUGGAGGGGCGCUGUACGUGGGGAGACCACUGUAAUUUUAGCCACGACAUCGAGCUACCAAAGAAGCGCGAGCUGUGCAAAUUUUACAUCACCGGCUUUUGUGCCAGAGCCGAGAACUGCCCCUACAUGCACGGUGAUUUCCCAUGUAAGUUGUACCACACGACGGGGAACUGCAUCAACGGGGACGACUGCAUGUUCUCCCACGACCCCCUGACCGAGGAGACGAGAGAGCUCUUGGAUAAGAUGUUGGCUGAUGACGCAGAGGCGGGCGCCGAGGACGAGAAGGAAGUGGAGGAACUGAAGAAGCAGGGCAUCAACCCCCUGCCCAAACCGCCCCCUGGUGUGGGCCUCCUGCCCACCCCUCCUCGGCCCCCCGGCCCCCCGGCCCCGACCUCUCCCAACGGCAGGCCCAUGCAGGGCGGCCCCCCGCCCCCGCCCCCGCCUCCCCCUCCGCCUCCCGGGCCCCCCCAGAUGCCCAUGCCCGUGCACGAGCCGCUGUCCCCACAGCAGCUGCAGCAGCAGCAGGACACGUACAACAAGAAGAUCCCCUCCUUGUUUGAGAUCGUGGUGCGGCCCACGGGACAGUUGGCCGAGAAGCUGGGUGUGAGGUUCCCUGGACCCGGAGGACCCCCGGGGCCAAUGGGCCCCGGGCCCAACAUGGGCCCCCCGGGGCCAAUGGGGGGCCCAAUGCAUCCCGACAUGCAUCCCGACAUGCACCCGGACAUGCACCCUGAUAUGCACCCCGACAUGCACCCCGACAUGCCGAUGGGUCCUGGCAUGAACCCUGGCCCGCCCAUGGGCCCCGGUGGCCCCCCAAUGAUGCCCUAUGGUCCUGGAGACUCCCCACACUCUGGAAUGAUGCCCCCCAUCCCGCCAUCUCAGAACUUCUAUGAGAACUUUUACCAGCAGCAGGAGGGCAUGGAGACGGAGCCCGGACUCAUCGGGGACGCAGGUGACACCGGAAACUGGUACUCAAGUGAUGAGGAUGAGGGCGGGAGCAGCGUCACCUCCAUUCUUAAGACCCUGAGACAGCAGACGUCCAGCAGACCCCAGGCUUCCGUCGGGGACCUGAGCAACAGCGGGCUGGGGGAUCCCCGCCUCCAGAAAGGACACCCCACGGGAGGCCGGCUGGCCGACCCUCGCCUCAGCCGGGACCCCAGACUCACCCGCCAUGCCGAGGCUUCCAGCGGGUCUGGCCCAGGAGACGUGGGGCCCUCCGACCCUCGGCUGGCUCGCUCCCUGCCCAACCCAAAGCCCGAAGGCGGCCUUCAUUCCAGCCCUGCAGGCCCCAGCGGCUCCAAAGGGUCUGGACCACCCGCCGCAGAAGAGGAGGAAGGGGAGCGGGCCCUGCGGGAGAAGGCCAUGACCAUUCCCCUGGACCCUCUCCCCGGGCCCCCGUUGCGGGACCCACGGUCACAGCUGCAGCAGUUCAGCCACAUCAAGAAGGACGUGACCCUGAGCAAGCCGAGCUUCGCCCGCACUGUGCUCUGGAAUCCUGAGGACCUGAUCCCCCUGCCCAUCCCCAAGCAGGACGCGGUGCCCCCCGUCCCCGCAGCCCUGCAGUCCAUGCCCACCCUGGAUCCCAGGCUGCACCGUGGCGCCGCCACGGGACCUCCCAACCCCCGACAGCGCCUGGGCACCUCCACAGACCCCGGCGCGUCCGGCUCCAACCUGCCCGACUUCGAGCUCCUCUCUCGCAUCCUUAAGACUGUUAAUGCCACCGGCCCCUCGGCGGCCCCUGGCUCCAGCGACAAGCCCAGUGACCCCCGGGUGCGGAAGGCACCUACCGACCCUCGGCUCCAGAAACCAGCGGACUCUGCUGCCUCCUCCCGGGCUGCCAAGCCCGGCCCCGCCGAAGCACCCUCUCCAGCCGCCAGCCCCAGCGGGGAGUCCUCCCCACCAGCCACCGCCCCCUAUGACCCCCGAGUGCUGGCUGCCGGUGGGCUGGGCCAGGGCAGCGGGAGUGGGCAGAGCAGCGUGCUGAGUGGCAUCAGCCUCUACGACCCCAGGACUCCCAACGCAGGUGGCAAAACUGCGGAGCCAGCCGCCGACGCGGGCACCCAGCCCAAAGGCCCUGAGGGCAAUGGCAAGAGCUCGGCCGCCAAGGCCAAGGAGCCCCCGUUCGUCCGCAAGUCCGCCCUGGAACAGCCUGAGUCCGGGAAGCCCGGUGCAGACGGGGGCACUGCCACAGCCACAGACCGAUACAACAGUUACAACCGCCCCCGGCCCAAGGCCUCCGCGGCCCCCACCGCCACACCGGGUGCCCCGCCACCAGAGGGCGCCCCGCCCCAGCCUGGCGUGCACAACCUGCCCGUGCCCACCCUCUUUGGGACUGUGAAACAGACGCCCAAGACGGGCUCUGGAAGCCCAUUUGCUGGCAACAGCCCAGCCCGCGAGGGCGAGCAGGACGCGGGGUCCCUGAAAGAUGUUUUUAAAGGCUUUGACCCCACUGCCUCCCCCUUUUGCCAGUAGUGUUAAGCUGGAGUCAAGCGCUCCCCGCACCCCACCCUUCCCAGGGCAAUAUUUAAGGGUAGCAACCAGAGUUGGGAACUUGGGGGGAGGGGGGCUCUGGGUGGUUCCCCCCCUUUUUUUUCUCUCCCUCCCCGUUUCUCUCUUUCUUUUUUAAUAGUACUUUCUUUGCAACAUAUAAAUUGUAUAUAACCAUUUUCAGUCAGUUCUGGUCAGUGCUGCGGGGCUCCCAGGCUCCCGCCAAGGAAACCUACUUGUGCACGUGAACAGUUGGAAGUCCCCGGGGCCUCAGCCCCAGCGGGCCCUUCGUCUGGCCAGGCUCAGUUAUCAGGGACUCUCUGAAGGCUGGAGCCCCAGUCUGGUGGCUGGAGGUCCAGUGGGUUUUCUGGGCAAAG
Panthera uncia (snow leopard) is the source of this 5271-nucleotide messenger RNA. It is a transcript of the gene ZC3H4, whose product is annotated as zinc finger CCCH-type containing 4. Gene Ontology annotation, cellular component: nucleus. Gene Ontology annotation, molecular function: metal ion binding; RNA binding. The record is from RefSeq and is a predicted model, not a curated record. The coding region runs from base 1217 to 4879 and encodes 1220 amino acids. The transcript is spliced from 13 exons. Lineage: Eukaryota; Metazoa; Chordata; Mammalia; Carnivora; Felidae. Gene Ontology annotation, biological process: negative regulation of DNA-templated transcription.